Molecule: messenger RNA, 3173 nt
Organism: Entelurus aequoreus (snake pipefish)
Lineage: Eukaryota; Metazoa; Chordata; Actinopteri; Syngnathiformes; Syngnathidae
Gene: dll4
Product: delta-like 4 (Drosophila)
Exons: 11
Coding region: 338-2389 (683 amino acids)
Biological process (GO): multicellular organism development; heterophilic cell-cell adhesion; Notch signaling pathway
Cellular component (GO): plasma membrane; protein-containing complex
Molecular function (GO): calcium ion binding
Source: RefSeq, a predicted model, not a curated record
UGGCUCCCAUUAAAGAGGAGAGCUCCGUGGACACAACGUGAACUCCAACAAUAUUUUGGGAGGGAACAAAAAAAGUACAACAAGACGCCCCGCGUACACGCUGCAGCGGAGACGUGCACGCCUGUGGAGUACAGUGCCAUGCGAAGGGGGGCUGCAGGAGGCGGAGGGGGGCCGAGCUGCUUGGAUAUGUUGUCACAUUUGGAUAACUUUUGAGACAUCAGGAGCUGCAGGAGUGUGAAUUUUGAAGGAUUUAUUCUCUUUUUAUAUUUCAAUUCAUUUUAUUUUACCUUUGGAAUAAAAUUUUGUGGGGGGGAGGUGUCAUAUUGGCUGCAGAAGGAUGGCAGCUUGGGUCACCUUCACCUUUGCAUUCAGCAUCAUAGUACAGGUUUUUGCCUCGGGUGUUUUUGAGCUGCACCUCCAUGAUUUUAAGAACCACAAGGGUCUGCUGGCCAAUGGCAAAGCGUGCAAGCCCACCAGCUGCAGGACUUAUUUUAGGAUUUGUCUGAAGAACUACCAGGCUGUGGUCUCGCCAGGGGACUGCAUUUUUGGGAGUACCAGGACUGCAGUGCUGGGCUCCAACUCCUUCAGUGGCACACCCCCUGGUCCCAUCCAGAUCCCAUUCAACUUUGGAUGGCCGGGCUCAUUUUCUUUAAUCAUUGAAGCCUGGCACUCUGCUCAUGGAAAUCUACCUGUAGACAGCGACAACCAGGACUUGUUAAUCAGCAUUUUCGCGAUCCAAAGACAACUGAGUGUCAGCACCGACUGGUCUCAGGAUACACAGAUGGCCGAGCAGACGGAGCUGAGGUAUUCCUACCGCUUCGUCUGCAACGACAGCUACUACGGGGAGAGCUGCUCUAAGAAAUGCACGCCCAGGGACGACCGAUUCGGACACUACACCUGCACAAGAGAUGGACAACUCACCUGUCUGCCUGGGUGGAAGGGGAAAUACUGUGAAGAACCGAUCUGUCUGGAAGGCUGCAGCGAGAGGAACGGCAACUGCUCCAAGCCUGGCGAGUGUGUGUGCAGAGACGGCUGGCAGGGCACCUUCUGUGACGAGUGUAAGAAGUACCCAGCCUGCAAGCACGGCACCUGCCAGCUGCCAUGGCAGUGCAACUGUCAGGAGGGCUGGGGUGGCUUAUUGUGUGACCAAGACUUAAAUUUCUGCACGCAUCACCAUCCCUGUGUCAACGGUGCAACCUGUAUGAACACAGGCCAGGGCAGCUACACGUGCACAUGCCUGCCAGGGUUCACGGGGGUCAACUGUGAGCUGGAGAUGCAGGAGUGUGACAGCAACCCCUGCAGGAAUGGAGCGAUAUGCACAAAUCUGGAGAGUGGCUACAUGUGCGCGUGUCAAGAGGGCUUCGAGGGUUCGCACUGCGAGCACAGCCUACUGACGUGUGCUGAUUCGCCCUGCUUCCACGGGGGCAAAUGCUGGGAAAAAGACAACGGGCGGAGCUACAUGUGCGAGUGUCCCCGCGGCUACACCGGACUCAAUUGCGAGAAGAGAGUGGACAAGUGCACGUCGCUUCCCUGCGCUAAUGGUGGUCAGUGCCUGAUCCAUGGUGGCAUGCGUAUGUGCAGCUGCCGUGCAGGAUUUACUGGCCAGCACUGUGAGAUCAACAUCAACGAAUGUGCGGGCAACCCAUGCAUCAACGGCGGCACCUGCCUAGACCGAAUCAACGACUACACUUGCGCCUGUGUUGAAGGCUACAACGGACGCAACUGCGACAAAGUCCUUAAUGAAUGCCCUCUUCAUCCUUGCCUUAACGGUGGUGUUUGUACUGGCGUUGGUGGGUCCGGCAAGACCCCAGGGACCUGCGUCUGCCCCCAUGGUUUCACCGGUCCAAGCUGCGAAUUCUUCGCCGCUGUGACUUCACAAGUAGGAGAUAUUCAAGACGGCUUCCAGUGGGCGGCGGUUUCUCUAGCCGUGGGGCUGGUGGCGCUGCUGGUCCUGCUUUGCAUGGUGGGCUUGGCCUUGAGGCACAUCCACAGGCAGGCCCAAAGGCAGCGCGACGACACAGAGACCAUGAACAACGUGUCCAUCACUCAGAGGGAUAACCUGAUUACGGCGUCACAGCUGAAAAACACCAACCAGAAAAUGAGCCUGGAGGUGGACUGUGACUCUGAAAAAUCUAACUUUAUCCAUAAAAACUAUCACUUAGACCCCUAUAGCUCAAAAAUUAAGGAGUUUAAGGACGAGCGGUCACAAGAGGACAUAAGUCGUAUUUAUGACAAGUGUUUAGAAGAGAAAAGACCCUUGAGUAGAGUGUGCAGUGAAAAGCCAGAGUGUAGAAUAUCAACGAUAUGCUCCUCCAGAGACUCCAUGUACCAGUCGGUAUUUGUCAUAGCCGAGGAGAGGAGGGAGUGCGUCAUAGCCACCGAGGUUUAAAACUGUGAGCGGCGUAGGAAAGAAGACACACAAUCGAGGCAGAAUUCGACAUUCUGGAUUGUUUACAAAUGCAGAGGAGAAAAGACCUGAGGGUUUUUAAUGUCCACUGCUGCACUCUGGAACACUUAAGCCUGCAACAAGGUGUGAGCAGUGGAAGAACAUGAACUUAUCUCCUGGACUUGUCCAUAGGAGGUGAAUGUGGAUUUUCCCGCCGCUCGUUUCCUGGCCUUGUGUGAUAAUCACUCUUACCAGCCAACCAAUCAGUGAAAGUUGCCUGAGAUUUUUUUGAUGCCGUUAUGAAAAAUCCAACCCAACUUCUUCCCCAAAUAAAACAUCCAAGCGCUCCAGCCACCUUCUAUGCAAAAAGACCUAGGAUGGAGAGCCACAAUUCUACGUCACAAACACUGAGAGUAAUGAAUGUCUGAAGCGUCGUCUGCAAGAAUGAAGAUGACAUGCAGCCCAAGUUCACUAGAAGCCUUAAGAGUGGGAAGUGUGGUUCAUUUGUGCCCUUUUGUCUCCUCUUGGAUUGUUUGCACUACAAAAAAAAGGGUUCAAGGAGUCAAUUUGGAGAAAGUAUGCAUAGAAGGUUUUCUAUGCAACACAAACAUUGCCUGCCUAAGACAAAUUUCACAACCACAGAACUACUCUUGUUUUUUUAAAGUGAUUAUUUCCAGAGUUUAAUUUAAAUAUGAAACUUUGCUAUUUGUAUGUUUUAUAAUAUUAUUUUGUAUAUAUUGCAUAUUUAUAAGGACCAAACUUCUGAGGAAUAAACUUUUUGUGAAAA